AUGCAGGCGGUACGACUUGUUCUUCGACCGCUCCUACGCCAGCAAAGGCGAUGGCUCUGUACAUUGCCCUCUUCAAGUGAAGACGUCGAAGUGAAAAGCUUACUACCAUCGGAGGCAUUCCUCAAGCAAUUUGUCCGACGUCCAUCUCAGCGCGACAAGCUUACAUCGCUCAUUUCUGAACUACAAAUAUUCUUGGAAAUGUUCGGAAAGGACUCCCUGCCCGAAUUCACUGACUCCAUUUGGUCCACGUAUUUCGGGACGUGGUCAGCAGAGGAGCGAUGUGAAUUUCUCAAUCAGCUGCGACUUGAAAGGAAAAAUGCUCUUAAAACCUGCGCUAGUGACGAGAAGGAGCAGGCAAGUGAAUCACGUAAGUACCCAAGAACUUCAAAGUUUUACCAUACUAUAUCGGUGAUCAAUCAGCGAAAGGAAGAUAACGGUGAAAUGGUCUACGCCCCAGGAUUCAAUACUUUCAUAGAACUUCGAGGUCAGGAAUUCCGAGCACCAGCCAGAGCUGAUCCUCGAUUUGAGGAGGAUAUGGCACUGAAUAGUAAAGCCUUCCUCAAGCUUUUAGCAAAUGCGGCAUUAUUGAUCGUAUGUACGGAAGUCGACUGCUUUCAUUGCAAAGGUGUGAUGAAGAACUACCCAAGCUCGUUAUUGACUGUAGAUUUCUCACUGAAUUCAGUGUACCAAUGCAGUCAACGUUUGCUAAAUACAACUUCAAGCCUCAUGAUAGCCACUGGAACUCCUCGUCUCCGCCUUCCCGCCAAUCUCAGUAGCCAAUUCCGUCCUACAGCCAACCUCACAGAGAUUCUCAAGAGGCAUUUACUAUUCCAGUAUGGUCCACCUUCUAGUGAAAGUUCCUUCUCUCGCCACCCCUUUGCGCCCACUUUGACGCCGAAAGAUAUUAUGUAUAUUUCCUGGCGUGCAACUCAGUUUAUCCCCGAUGAGCCACCUCCGAAUGUUAGGGCUGUUGUUCUUUGUGCCAGCAAGGAUUAUCAACCGUGGUCGAGUAGUGUCUCCGCUGCUCAGCAAGACGGUAUUCAGGCCUACCGAUUACCCCUGGAACGAUAUGCUAGAUUUGAGGGAGCUGCCAAAUAUCUUCCGCUGAAAUCAGCAUCGUCAGUUUUGCGUUCAUACUUUCGAGGAGACGACAUUGGCGAGUCGAUUCGAACAGCUGUCGACUCACAGAACAAGAUAGCUCGCUCGACUAGUAAGGCAGAGCUCGAGUUAUUCGAACAGUACAAGUCUGUCAUUCAAGAAGCUGUCGCGAAGGCUGAGAAAGAAAGCCUAUCAACAUCAAGGACGAAGCCAAAUCGUUCACAUUCGGAACCGAAGAAACCUAAAGUACACCGAUAUACGAGAGAAGAGAGAAGAAAAAUGCGAGAACAAGAAGCGGCAUCGUCAUCUGGGGCCUUAUAA
Molecule: messenger RNA, 1419 nt
Organism: Ostertagia ostertagi
Lineage: Eukaryota; Metazoa; Nematoda; Chromadorea; Rhabditida; Trichostrongylidae
Source: the annotation of a GenBank genome assembly